This is a messenger RNA of Melospiza georgiana, 5282 nucleotides long. Its product is annotated as mediator of DNA damage checkpoint protein 1-like. Gene Ontology annotation, biological process: positive regulation of transcription initiation by RNA polymerase II. NCBI's taxonomy places the organism in Eukaryota, Metazoa, Chordata, Aves, Passeriformes, Passerellidae. Gene Ontology annotation, cellular component: nucleus. The record is from RefSeq and is a predicted model, not a curated record.
UGAAGGCGCGGGAGGGUGCCCUGGAGGAUCCAGCUGUGCCCCCAGAUGUUGAGGGCCCCCAAAAAUACCUUCCCUGCUCCCGAAAUGCCCCAGAUGUGAUCGGUGAGGGGCCAGAUUCAGAUGUUGGGGACCUGAAAAUGCCCAAAGUGGCCAAAAACACCUCAGAGGCUCCAGAUGUGGCAGCAGAAACCCCAAAUCCAGAUGUGCUAUGGGCCAGAAAUGGGCACCGGACACUGCAGGUGGACAGUGACACAGAUGUGGAGGAGGAGGGGCCAAACCCAGAUGUUGGGCCACAAAAAUGGCUUAAAAUGACCCAAAAUGUGCCUGAAACUCCCGAUGUGAGGCUAAAAACCCAAAAUCCAGAUGUUCCAUGGCUUAAAAGUGGGCAUGGCACCCUGCUGGUGGAGAGCGACACAGAUGUGGAGCAGGAGGAGGCUGAUCCAGAAGUGGAGCCCUCAGAACGGCUGAAAAUUACCCAGAACGUCCCAGAAACUCCAGAUGUUGCAGGAAAGACCCCAAAUCCAGAUGUUUCAGGCCCAAAAAUACGACACAGGAUGGAGCUGGUGGACAGUGACACAGAUGUGGACGAGGAUCCAGAUGUGCAGCCCCAGAAAAGGCUUAAAGUGACCCAAAACAUGCCUGGAAUUCCAGAUGUGGAGGUGGAAACCCCAAGUCCAGCUGUGAGGGCGCCCAAAAUUGGACACUGGAGAAUCCUGAUGGACAGCGACACAGAUCUGGAGGGGGAGGAGGAGAAUCCAGAUGUGCAGCCCCAAAAACAACUCAGAAUGCCCCAAAAUGUGUCCGAAACUCCAGAUGUGGCAGCAAAACUCCUGAAUCCAGAUGUUUCGGGCCCAAAACUCUGUUCUCGGAUGCUGCUGGUGGACAGUGAUACAGAUGUGGAAGACGAAGUGAAUCCAGAUGUGCAGCCCCCUAAAAGGCUCAAAGGGACCCAAAACGUGCACAGAAUUCCAGAUGUGGAGGUGGCGACCCCACAUCCAGCUGUGGAAAGCCCCAAAAUUGGCCAUCAGACACUGGUGGAGGACAGCGACACAGAUGUGGAGGAUGAUCCAGAUGUGCAGCCCCCAAAAAGGCUCAGAAGGACUCAGCAUUUGCCCAAAGCUCCAGUUGUGCGAUGGGGGACACAAAAUCCAGAUGUUUCAGGCCCCACAAUCAGGAGUCAGAUGCUGCUGGUGGACAGCGACACAGAUGUGGAGGAGGAUCCAGAUGUGCAGCCCCUGAAACAGCUCAGAGCGACCCAAAACGUCCCCGAAACUCCAGAUGUGGCUGCGAAGCCCCCAAAUCCAGAUGUUUCAGGCCCUGAAAUCAGGUGCCAGGCAUUCCUGGUGGACAGUGACACAGAUGUGGAGGAGGAGGAGGUGAGUCCAGAUGUUGAGACCCUAAAAAAGCUUGGAAUGACCCAAAAUGUGCCUGAAAGUCCAGAUGUGGUGGCACAGACCCCAAGCCCAGAUGUUGGAAUGACCCAAAAUGGGUGUCAGGCACUGCUGGUGGACAGUGACACAGAUGUGGAGGAGGAGGAGGUGAAUCCAGAUGUUUGUAAUUCUAAAAGAUGGAAAAUGCCUCAAAAUGUGCCCCAAACUCCAGAUGUGCCCCCACAGCCCCCAAAUCCAGCUGUGAAGAGGUCACAGAGGGGUCACGGGGCGCUGCUGGAUGACAGCGACACAGAUGUGGAAGAGGAGGCAAAUCCAGAUGUUGGAUCCUUAAAAAGAUUGAAACCAGCCCCAAAUGUGCCUGAAACUCCAGAUGUAAGGCUGGAAAUGCCAAAUCCAGAUGUUUCAGGCACAAAAAUUGGGUGUGGGACGCUGCUGGUGGACAGCAAGACAGAUGUGGAGGAGGAUGAGACAGGUCCAGAUGUUUGGCCCUCAAAAAGACUGAAAAUGACCCAAAAUGUGCCGGAAAGUCCAGAUGUGCCCACACUGGCCUCAAGUCCAGCUGUUGGAGGCUCUGAAUCCAGCUGUGGAGCCUUGGUGGGGGAGAGUGACCCAGAUGUGGGGGAGGACGAAGCUGAUCCAGAUGUUCAGCCCUCAGAAAGACAGAAGAUUACCCAAAAUGUGCCUGGAACUCCAGAUGUUAGGCUGAAACCCCCAAAUCCAGAUGUUGGGAGGCUCCAAGGGACCCAAACUGUGGCCGAGACGCCAGAUGCAGAGGGAGAGGAGGAAGAGUGGGAUCCAGAUGUGGCCACCCAGCUGUUCCUGACCCCAAAUCCAGAUGUGGGGGAGGCCGAGGUGGACCCAGAUGUUGGGAGCCCAGAACGACUCAAAAUGACCCAGAAGCCACCGGAAAUUCCAGAUGUGGAGGAGGAAGAGGAGUCAGAUCCAAGUGUGGCCACCCAGCUGUUCCUGCCCUCUCCUGAUGUUGGGAGCCCAAAACAACCCAAAAUGACCCAGAACCCUCCCAAAAUUCCAGAUGUGGAGGAGGAAACCCCAGAUCCAGAUGAGGAGGAAGAACAGGAGUCAGAUCCAGAUGUGGCCACCCAGCUGUUCCUGACUUCUCCAGAUGCUGGGAGCCCAGAAGGACCCAAAACUACCCCAAAGGACCCCAAAAUUCCAGAUGUAGAGGGGCUGCCUUCUCUGGAUCCAGAUGUGGCCACACAGCUGUUCCUGCCCCCACAUCCAGGUGUGGAGGACGGUCUAAAUCCAGAUGUUCUGGGUCCAAAACAAUCCAAAAUGGCCUCAAAUGACCCCAAAAUUCCCAUUGUGAGGGCGGAGACCCCAGAUCCAGAUGUGGAGGGGGAGGAGGACUUGGAUGUGGCCACCCAGCUGUUCCUGCCCCCUGAUCCAGAUGUGGAGGGGAAAGGACCCUCAGAACCAGGUAUUGGGUCCCCAAACCCACCCAAAAGUCCCCUAAACCUGCCUGAAAUUCCAGAUGUGGACAUGGAGAGCCCAAAUCCAGAUAUGGAGGGGUCACUGAGGGGCCACAGGACAUUGCUGGGGGAUGUUGAUCCAGAUGUGGAGGAGGCGGGCCCAAAUCCAGAUGUGGCAGCCUCAAAAAGGCCCCAAACAGCCCCGGAAGUCCCUGACAUUCCAGAUGUGGAGGUGGACACCCCAAGUCCAGAUGUGGAAGGGCCGGGGAGCCCUGGCCUGAAUCCAGAUGUGGCCACCCAGCUGUUCCUGCCCCCUGCCCCAGAUGUGGAACCCCUGGAAAGCCCCAAAAGGGCCCCAGACGAGCCCCAGGUUCCAGAUGUGGAGGAGGCGGCCCCAAAUCCAGAUGUGGAGGGUCCCCCAAGCCCCGCCCAGGAGGAAGCAGAAGCUCCGCCCACCCCGCAGGUGCGGCGCAGUCGGCGAUUGGCCGUGAGUGGAGGGGGCGGAGCCUCACAUGGCCCCGCCCCCACCCAGAAUGAGCACGAUCAAGGCUCCAAGCCACGCCCCCCAGAGGGGCAGGACCAAUCAGCGGCAGUGCUUGAAGAGGCCACACCCUCAGUGCCCAUAAAAGGAAAUGGGCGGGGCUCAGUCACAGCCCCGCCCCCAGAGGAGGAGGAGCCAACAGAGUGUGCCAAGCGCAGGCUCCGCCCACGGGCAGCACCAGGCUCCGCCCAGAUCCGGGUGCUGUUCACAGGCCUGGUGGCCUCCCCGGCGCUGCGGGUGGCCCUGGGGACGCUGGGUGGCACCGAGGCCACAUCAGUGCACGACUGCAGCCACCUGGUGACCGAUGGCAUCCGCCGGACGCUGAAGUUCCUGUGUGCCCUGGGCAGGGGCGUCCCCAUUGUCACCCCCCAGUGGCUACUCGAGAGCUCCCACAGUGGCCGCCUGCUGUCCCCAGGUCCCUUCCUGCCCCGGGACCCCCCCUGUGAGCGGCGCUUCGGCUUCCGCCUGCGCCUGGCGCUGGCCCGGGCCCGAGAGCGGCCCCUGCUGCAGGGCUACCAAGUGCACGUCACCCCCAGUGUCCAGCCGUGCCCCGAGGACAUGCGGGACAUUGUCACCUGCUGUGGUGGCACCUUCCUGCCACAGCUGCCCCAGGAAUACGCGCCCCGUGUGCUGGUGAUCUCGUGUCCCCAGGACCGCAGGCUGUGGCCCCCGGCCGUGGCCGCGCGGCUCCCGCUGCUCUCGGCCGAGCUGCUGCUCUCGGGGGUGCUGCAGCAGCGCCUGGAGCUGGCACCGUUCCUGCUGAGCCCCUGGCAGCCCCCCGAACACACCCCUGAGUCCCCCCAAAACACCCCAGAUCCCACCCAAAACCAAACUAAUCCCACCCAAAACCAAAAAAAUCCCACCCAAAACCAAACAAAUCCCACCCAAAAACACCCAAAUCCCAUCCAGAAUAACCCAAAUCCCACCCAAAAACACCCAAAUCCCAUCCAGAAUAGCCCAGAGCCCACCCAAACCCCAAAAAAUCCCGCCCAGAAGCCCCCAAAACCCACCCAAAAAACCCCAAAUCCCGCCCAGAAACGGAAAAAUCCCCCCCGAAAAACCUCAAAUCCUCCCCCAGAAACCCCAGAUCCCACCCCAAAAACCCCAAAUCCCCCCCAAAACCAAAAGAAUCCCACCCAGAAACGCCCAAAUCCCGCCCAAAGUACUCCAAACCCACCCCGAAAAACCCCAAAUCCCCCCCAAAACCAAAAAAAUCCUCCCCAAAAAACCCCAAAUCGCCCCCAGAAACGCCCAAAUCCCACCUUAAAUUCCCCAAUCCCACCCCAAACCCAGUCCCGGCCCCAUUCGAGGGGCUCCACCCCUCCCCCGAGCCCCCCCAGGACCCGGAGUGGGCGGAGACCCCCCCAAAAUCCCCCCCCAAAAACCCCAAAUUCACGCACCCACCAAAAAACCCCAAAUCCACCCAAAAAAUCCCCAAAUCCAUCCCAAAAAACCCCCAAACGGCCCCGGAGUCACUCAGAGGGUCCCGACCCCGAUUUUGGGGUCCCAUACCCCCCACAGGAGCCCCCCAGGACCCGGAGCCGUCAGGGACCCCCCCAAAAUCCCCCUCGGGACCCCCCAAAUUCAGGGACAUCCAAAAAAACCCCAAAUCCAACCCCAAAAACCCCAAACCCGCCCCAAAAAACCCCCAGACAGCCCCGGGGUCCCCCUGGGGGUCCCAGCCCCAAUUCUGGGGUCCCAGAUCCUCCCCUGGAGCCCCCCCGGACCCGGAGCGGGCGCAGACCCCCCCCAAAUGCAGGGAACCCCCAAAAAACCCCAAACCGGCCCCAAAGAGCCCCAAAUCCCACCCCAAAACGCACCCGGGGUCCCCCCGAGGGUCCCGCCCCUAAUUUUGGGGUCCCCGAGCCCCCCCCGAGCCCCCCCCGGACCCGGAGCCGCCGGGGGGCCCCAAUAAAGUGA